Molecule: messenger RNA, 457 nt
Organism: Racocetra persica
Lineage: Eukaryota; Fungi; Glomeromycota; Glomeromycetes; Diversisporales; Gigasporaceae
Source: the annotation of a GenBank genome assembly
UUUGCUGCCAAAGGCGGAAAAAGCGGUGGGGAGUUUUAUACACCUCUUUGUGUGGUUCAAUUAUUAGUUAGUUUGAUACAACCUAGGGAAAAAUCAGUUGUUUAUGACCCUUGUUGCGGCCAGGAAAGAAUUCCUGACACUCUUCGUUUAGCGAAAAGACGACUAAUUUUGGAAGGCAUCACUAAUUUUCGUCUGGAAGAAGGGGAUACUUUGUUUGAAGACAAGUUUCCGGACCAGCAAGCCGACUUUAUUUUAGCUAAUCCACCUUUUAAUCAGGCUCAUAAUGGAAUGAGCGAGGGAGAUAUUCGGGUUGGAGCAGUGAUUAUGGCUAAUAUUACUUUGUCCAGUUUAAAUAGGAGAGAUGUGGAGAUGCGGCAAAAAUGGCUAAAUGAUAAUUUGAUAGAGGCUAUUGUUACCUUACCAAACAAACUUUUUUAUACUACUUCUAUUGCUCCUU